This is a messenger RNA of Scleropages formosus (Asian bonytongue), 1895 nucleotides long. RefSeq names its product carbonyl reductase 1-like (gene cbr1l). Lineage: Eukaryota; Metazoa; Chordata; Actinopteri; Osteoglossiformes; Osteoglossidae. The record is from RefSeq and is a predicted model, not a curated record. Gene Ontology annotation, molecular function: carbonyl reductase (NADPH) activity. The coding region runs from base 677 to 1510 and encodes 277 amino acids. The transcript is spliced from 4 exons.
UGGGCUUCUCUGCUCUCCCUGCUGGCACAGCAAUCCUAGAAGGUCAAGGGCAAGAAAAUGGAUGGAUGGAAGGAAAAACACCCACAAUAUAGGACAGCGGAGAGUGACGAUAAUACACGAUACACUCAUUUGCACCAAUAUCUGAAAUCAGAAGCGUUUCGUUUUCCAAUUAAAAGAAGCACUGAAAGAGCUGGGGGGGCAGUAUAAAAGUGCAUCUCAACACAGAAAACAUCGAUAAAUAAAAACAUUUUAAAAGGUAAAAUCAGAGCUCACACAAGUGCUCUUCCACAUCUAACGCGUCCAUCCAUGUGUGCAUACUGUAGUAACCAAUAUGACAUAUGACAUCCUGCCUUCUCGUCAUUGGUUUUAUUAAUAAAAGCUACAUAUUUUGCAGUGGGGGGGUGGGGGUUGGGGUGGUGAAUGUAACGCCCGCACUCGCGUGUUCGCUCUUUUGUCUGAGCUGCUGUGACUCAGCACAUUGUGCGGCGCGCGAGCACUGGGCGACGAGAGAGAGAGAGAGAGAGAGAGAGAGAGAGAGAGAGAGAGAGAUGGGCUCGGCUGUGCUGAGCAGGGUUCGAGGUCCGAACUUCGAAGGUUCCGCCGCUCUCCCACAAAGCAGAGAGCCGCGAUCGCGCUCCGCACUCAGUGACACGUGCGACACUCAGCGACAGCGCACAUGGCCAACAACAAGGUGGCCGUGGUGACGGGCGCCAACAAGGGCAUCGGCCUGGCGAUCGUGCGGCGCCUGUGCGCGGCGCCCUUCCCCGGCGACGUGCUCCUGACCGCCCGCAACGAGGAGCUCGGCCGGGCCGCGGUGGAGCAGCUCCGCGCAGAGGGCCUGCGCGCCGUCUUCCACCAGCUCGACAUCUGCGACCAGGGCAGCGCGCGCCGCUUCGCCGCCUUCCUGCGCGACGCGUACGGCGGGCUCGACGUGCUCGUCAACAACGCGGGAAUAGCCUUCAAAACCACCGCAGUGGAGUCGUUUGGAGAGCAAGCGGAGGUGACCAUGCGGACCAACUUCUGGGGGACGCUGUGGGUGAGCCACGCGCUGCUCCCACUGCUGCGUCCCCACGCACGCGUAGUCAACGUUUCCAGCUUCGUGAGCCAGCGGGCCCUCCAACAGUGCAGCCCAGAGCUACAGGCUAAGUUCCGUGACCCCGAGCUGAGCGAGGAGGAGCUGUGCUCUCUCAUGGGGGACUUUGUCAUCGCUGCUCAGAGGGGGGACCACAAGGCCCAGGGCUGGCCUGACACCGCGUACGGCACCACUAAGAUUGGCGUAACCGUGCUGUCGAGGAUCCAGGCCCGAGUUCUCCGGCAGACGCGGCCCGAUGAUGGCAUCCUCCUCAACGCCUGCUGCCCCGGUUGGGUGAGGACAGACAUGGCCGGCCCCAAAGCCCCCAAGAGCCCGGAGGAGGGCGCCGAGACACCCACCUACCUGGCGCUGCUGCCGCAGGGGGCCAAAGAGCCUCAUGGGCAGCUGCUGUGGGACAAGGCGGUCCAAGAGUGGUAGAGGGAGCAGCUGCACUGGGGCCGCGAACCUGUCCGCACCUGUCGGACAGUCGGGUGACUUCAGCCCCGCUGGCGUCUGUCAUACCAAUGCGGUGCCUUGCUGUCCAGUGCCUUGAUUCCGUCAGAAAUUCAGCUGCAGAUGCGCUGGCUCACGAAUCAGUAAUGCAAACGUAAUUUUUCAUGUAUAUGUUUGAUUCCCUUGAGGGUGAAAUACCGUUAAUAAUAAUAAUAAUAAUAAUAAUAAUAAUAAUAAUAAUAAUAAUAAUAAUAAUAAUAAAUCAAAUUUACUGUUUGUCCAGGUGGAAGAAGUUGGUCUGGAAAAAAGUUCUGGGGAAAAAAUAUCCAACUGAAAUAAUGCAUUUAUAAAGAAUAAUUAAAAUAGCAAU